Phaeoacremonium minimum UCRPA7 is the source of this 2043-nucleotide messenger RNA. RefSeq names its product putative alcohol oxidase protein. Lineage: Eukaryota; Fungi; Ascomycota; Sordariomycetes; Togniniales; Togniniaceae. Bases 1 to 2043 code for a protein of 680 amino acids. The record is from RefSeq and is a predicted model, not a curated record. Gene Ontology annotation, molecular function: oxidoreductase activity, acting on CH-OH group of donors; flavin adenine dinucleotide binding. The transcript has 6 exons.
AUGGGAGAUAACCCAAGCGGUACACAGUACUCCUCCAAUCAAAGCACACUGCCAGAUGAGUUCGAUAUCAUCGUGUGUGGUGGCGGAAGCUGCGGGUGUGUUGUGGCUGGAAGAUUGGCCAACCUUGACCAUAAUCUAAAGGUCCUGUUGAUUGAGGCUGGUGAAAAUAAUCUCAAUAACCCAUGGGUCUUCCGACCUGGCAUCUACCCGCGGAAUAUGAAGCUGGACUCCAAGACUGCAUCCUUUUAUGAGUCUCGACCUUCCAAGUGGCUGGCUGGGCGAAAGGCAGUCGUUCCAUGCGCUCAUGUUCUCGGCGGUGGCUCUUCAAUCAACUUUAUGAUGUACACGCGGGCAUCUGCAUCCGACUAUGACGACUUCCAGGCAAAAGGCUGGACCACCAAGGAGCUGCUGCCAUUGAUGCAGAAGCAUGAGACCUACCAGCGAGCUUGUCAUAAUAAAGAUAUCCACGGCUUCGAAGGACCAAUUAAAGUAUCAUUUGGCAACUACACGUAUCCUAUCAAGGAAGACUUCCUUAGGGCCACGGAGUCUCAGGGUAUUCCAACAGUUGAUGAUCUUCAAGAUCUGGUCACUGGCCACGGCGCUGAGCAUUGGCUCAAGUGGAUUAAUCGAGAUACCGGGCGUCGAAGCGAUAGCGCUCAUGCCUAUAUUCACUCUACUCGGUCUAAUUACGAUAACCUUUAUCUGGCCUGCAACACCAAGGUCGACAAGGUAAUCAUCGAGGACGGCCGAGCCGUUGGAGUUCAGACAGUGCCAACAAAGCCAUUGCAUCCCAGCCAGCUAAAGACACGGACUUUCAGAGCACGCAAGCAGAUUGUUAUUUCCGGCGGAACUCUUUCGUCGCCCCUCAUUCUCCAGCGCUCUGGAAUUGGUGACCCGAAGAAGCUGGAGGCCGUAGGAGUAAAGCCAAUUGUGGACCUCCCAGGAGUUGGACUGAACUUCCAAGACCACUACCUAACAUUCUCAGUUUAUCGUGCUAAGCCUGAGACUGAGAGCUUUGACGAGUUCGUUCGCGGCAACCCUGAGGUUCAGAAGAGGGUGUUUGAUGAAUGGAACUUGAAAGGAACGGGGCCACUCGCCACUAACGGUAUUGAUGCUGGCGUCAAGGUCCGCCCAACUGAAGCAGAAUUGAAAGAGUUCGAAUCUUGGCCUACGCCCCACUUCAAAGAUGGCUGGAAGUCAUAUUUCGAGAAGAAGCCUGACAAGCCGGUGAUGCAUUACAGUGUCAUUGCUGGCUGGUUCGGUGACCAUAUGCUUAUGCCACCUGGAAACUUCUUUACCAUGUUCCACUUCCUGGAGUAUCCCUUCUCCCGAGGCAGUACUCACAUCAAGAGUGCUGACCCGUAUGACCUACCUGACUUUGAUGCGGGAUUUAUGAAUGAUGAGCGUGACAUGGUUCCGAUGGUCUGGGGUUAUAUCAAGUCUCGUGAGACUGCCCGCCGCAUGGAUGCUUACGCUGGUGAAGUUGAAACUAUGCAUCCCUUCUUUGAUUAUGACUCGCCUGCUCGUGCUCAUGAUAUGGAUUUGGCCACUACCAAGGCUUAUGCUCUUCCAGGCAAUCUUACCGCUGGUAUCACUCACGGUAGCUGGUCGACAUAUCUGCCUGAGGCGGACAAGAAGGCGGCCGUGAAUAUUCUCAACUCCAACAAGCAUGAUGUCCGUGACGAGCUGAAGUACAGCGAGUCUGAUAUUAAGGCAGUUGAAGAGUGGGUCAAGAGACACGUCGAAAGCACCUGGCACAGUCUAGGCACUUGUUCAAUGGCGCCUAAAGAGGGCAAUAGCAUUGUCAAGCACGGUGUACUCGAUGAACGCCUCAAUGUCCAUGGAGUAAAGGGUCUGAAGGUUGCGGAUCUCAGUAUCUGCCCCGAUAAUGUUGGUUGCAACACCUACUCGACUGCUUUGCUCAUUGGCGAGAAGGCUGCUGUCCUGGUAGCCGAAGAUCUGGGCUACUCUGGUGAUGAUUUGAAGAUGAAGGUCCCCAGCUAUAACGCCCCAGGAGAGGUUGCUUUGCCUUAUCGCGUCUAA